Messenger RNA from Chinchilla lanigera (long-tailed chinchilla), 3580 nucleotides. RefSeq names its product Ras association (RalGDS/AF-6) and pleckstrin homology domains 1 (gene Raph1). Gene Ontology annotation, biological process: signal transduction. NCBI's taxonomy places the organism in Eukaryota, Metazoa, Chordata, Mammalia, Rodentia, Chinchillidae. The coding region runs from base 379 to 2502 and encodes 707 amino acids. Gene Ontology annotation, cellular component: plasma membrane; cytosol. The record is from RefSeq and is a predicted model, not a curated record. The transcript is spliced from 16 exons.
AAGUAAUUUGCUGCAUUAGUCUUCUGAAGUUAUGUCUCUGAUGUUUGUUGUCUUGUAGUAUCUAUAGAAUAGAGAAAAUUAUACUACAGUUAUUCUGUGUAUAUUGAAGGGAGUGUGCUAUGUGAUUAUUUUGUUGUUACUCGUGAUUAUGAUCAUAAUUAGAUACAAUUUGCUUUUUUCUUUCACAAUUUCCUAAAGAAUUUGAGACUUCAUUAUUCAUUUCUACUCACUUGUCAACAUUGUCUCCAUUAAUGUCUUCUGAUUUAUUUUAUAAUGCAAUUUCUGGCUUGGAUGUUUGACUCCAGAAAAUUCUACUAUGUAAUAGAGCAUAUACUACAUACUUUUUCAAGUUAAAUUUGUAAUUGCUCAUUCAUACAAAUGUCUGUAUUUCAGAUGGAACAAUUAUCAGAUGAAGAAAUUGACCAUGGUGCCGAAGAAGACAGUGACAAAGAAGAUCAGGAUCUAGACAAAAUGUUUGGAGCUUGGCUUGGGGAACUGGACAGACUCACACAGAGUUUGGAUUCUGAUAAGCCUGUAGAACCAGUGAAAAGAUCUCCUCUUCGCCAGGAAACAAACAUGGCCAAUUUUUCUUACCGUUUCUCCAUAUACAACUUGAAUGAAGCUCUGAAUCAAGGAGAGACUGUGGAUCUGGAUGCACUGAUGGCCGAUCUUUGCUCUAUAGAGCAGGAGCUCAGCAGUAUUGGUUCAGGAAGUAGUAAGCGACCAAUCACAGAAACAAAAGCUACUCAGAAGUUAGCUGUUAACCGACAUCCAUCAAAACAUGGCACCUUGAAAGGACUAUCUUCUUCAUCUAAUAGGAUAGCUAAACCUUCCCAUGCUAACUACUCCCUGGAUGACAUCACUGCACAGUUAGAACAGGCCUCCUUGAGCAUGGACGAAGCCGCUCAGCAGUCUGUGCUGGAAGACACUAAGCCCAUGGUAACCAAUCAGCACCGAAGAACUGCAUCUGCAGGCACAGUGAGUGAUGCUGAAGUGCGCUCAGUUAGUAACUCGUCUCGCUCUAGUGUCACUUCUGCAGCCUCCAGCAUGGACUCUCUGGAUAUUGAUAAAGUGACACGGCCUCAAGAACUGGAUUUAACACAUCAGGAGCAGCCAAUUGCUGAGCAUGCUAUUUCUCUGAGAUGUCCCAGCAAGCAGGCCCAGCGUCAUAUUGACUUCACAGAGGAACAGGCUGAGCCAACACCUCACUCCUAUUUGGACAGGGAAACAUCCCUUCUUCUGAGAAACAUUGCAGGAAAACCUUCUCAUUUGCUGACCAAGGAAGAACAGGCAGCAAAAUUGAAAGCCGAGAAGAUCAGAGUUGCCCUGGAGAAAAUUAAAGAGGCACAAGUGAAAAAGCUGGUGAUUAGAGUCCACAUGUCUGACGACAGUUCUAAAACAAUGAUGGUGGAUGAGAGGCAGACAGUGAGACAAGUGCUGGAUAACCUGAUGGACAAGUCCCACUGUGGCUAUAGUUUAGACUGGUCGCUGGUGGAAACCAUUUCUGAGUUACAAAUGGAAAGAAUCUUUGAAGACCAUGAAAACUUGGUUGAAAAUCUUCUCAAUUGGACAAGAGAUAGUCAAAACAAGCUUAUAUUUAUGGAGCGUAUAGAAAAAUAUGCACUAUUCAAAAACCCACAGAAUUAUCUUCUGGGCAAAAAGGAAACAGCUGAAAUGGCAGAUAGAAACAAAGAAGUACUACUAGAGGAAUGCUUUUGUGGAAGCUCUGUAACUGUACCAGAAAUUGAAGGAGUUCUUUGGUUGAAAGAUGACGGCAAGAAGUCCUGGAAAAAGCGAUACUUUCUCUUGCGAGCAUCUGGUAUUUACUAUGUCCCUAAAGGAAAAGCAAAGGUCUCUCGGGAUCUGGUGUGCUUUCUCCAGCUGGAUCAUGUCAAUGUUUACUAUGGCCAGGAUUAUCGAAAUAAAUACAAAGCACCUACAGACUAUUGUCUCGUGCUAAAGCACCCACAGAUUCAGAAGAAAUCUCAGUAUAUCAAAUACCUCUGCUGUGACGAUAUAAGGACCUUGCAUCAGUGGGUCAACGGCAUCCGCAUUGCAAAGUAUGGGAAGCAGCUCUAUGUGAACUAUCAAGAAGCUGUGAAGAGGACCGAAUCUGCCUAUGAUUGGACAUCCUUAUCCAGCUCCAGUAUUAAAUCAGGAUCCAGUUCUUCCAGCAUCCCAGAGUCUCAGUCCAAUCAUUCUAACCAGUCUGACAGCGGAGUCUCCGACACUCAGCCGGCAGGGGCGGGGCACAUCCGCUCCCAGAGCAUCGUGAGCUCCAUCUUCUCUGAGGCCUGGAAGCGUGGCACUCAGCUGGAGGAGACCAGCAAGGCCCUGUGCUCUUGGCGUGGAGAUCCCUCCAGCUGGAAGACCUUAGUGCUUUCCCUUCUCUGCCUGAGGAUCUCCUGCUCAACGUUCAAGGCGCAACACAAAGACCAUGUCUUUGAGAAGCUUUCUAGGAAUCCCCAGUACAGGACAUUGAACCCAGGGUCUUCGGACUGAGCUACAUGCCCACACCUUCGUUUUUUGUUUUUGAGACGGGGUCUUGUUAAAUCACUAAGUUUCCCAGUCUGGGCCCCAACUUGUGACUCUCCACAUUACAGAGUGCUGAAAUUAAACGUAUGAGCCACCUACCCUGGACAGUGGGUGUAUUUUCAAUCUUCAGAAAUUUUGUGUGGGUUUUUUGGUCAUUCUUUAAAAAUAUAUCCUACUUCUCACUCAUGUUCCUGUAUUUUAACCUUCUCAAGUAUAUGCAGUGUUUAUAAAAGUUAUACAACAUAAGAAAUCUUUGAUUUCCUUCUCUGGGGUCAGAGUCAGUCACUGCCUAUUACUCAGUAUCUAAAAAGCAUUAUUUCUUGUCUUAAAAAGAAAGGGUAAAGUUCAUUACUAUUGCUCUAUGUUGGCCCACAGUAGAGUCCACUAUUUCUUAAUAAAAGCUCCCAGGUGCUGUUAAUACACAGCCAGUUUUGAGAUGCAACGCAUUAGUACUUUGCUUUCCUUACCAGGAAAUUUCCUUCCAGAUAACACAUGUUCUUCUGAGCUGACAGUCUCGACGAGACUGGGAAGCCGGUAUCCCAAGGUAGCUGCCUCAUGGUUAGCUAAGGUAGCCUGAGAAACUUUUCACUGAAAGAAGGGCCCAAUGCUGCUAUGCAGAGAAACUGAGAAACCAUUACUCUUUCCUCUUCUCCAAGUUUCCUAUGGAGACACUUACACUAAAAUGUCUGACCUAAGAGAACUCAAGAUACUGCUCUACAGUAAGGCAACAGGAGUAACAAACAGCGCAGAAAAAGAAUUCUCUUCCUGACCAUUCUGAAGGAAACAGAAAACCACUCUCUUAUAAUUUUUGUCUUAUAAAAACCAUCUGUGAAAUGGCUGCUCAACAGGAACAAUAGAUAUCCAUUAAUUUAAAAAUUAUUUUAAAAAUUUAACUAGGUGACUUUCAAAAUCAUGAACACUGUAAACCAAAUCACUAAAACUAAACUGAUAACACAAAUAAAACUUUACUUAUUGUUAAAAAAUAAACAAGAUUCUCUUCAGCACCAGCAAUCUCAGUUCUCCAUCGUCCCAACCUUCCUGAGAG